AUGGCCUGGGAAGACCCUGGAGAAACUUUAAUGGACACCAGGACGGCUACUGCAGAGCUGGGCUGGACCGCCAAUCCCGCAUCAGGGUGGGAAGAAGUCAGUGGCUAUGAUGAAAACCUGAACACCAUCCGAACCUACCAGGUGUGCAAUGUCUUCGAGCCCAACCAGAACAACUGGCUGCUCACCACCUUCAUCAACCGGCGGGGGGCCCAUCGCAUCUACACGGAGAUGCGCUUCACUGUGAGGGACUGCAGCAGCCUCCCCAACGUUCCAGGCUCCUGCAAGGAGACCUUCAACUUGUACUACUACGAGACUGACUCUGUCAUUGCCACCAAGAAGUCGGCCUUCUGGUCCGAAGCCCCUUACCUCAAAGUGGACACCAUUGCUGCAGAUGAGAGCUUCUCCCAGGUGGACUUUGGGGGAAGGUUGAUGAAGGUCAACACAGAAGUCAGGAGCUUUGGGCCUCUUACGCGGAAUGGUUUUUAUCUUGCUUUCCAGGAUUAUGGAGCCUGUAUGUCUCUCCUUUCUGUCCGUGUCUUCUUCAAAAAGUGUCCUAGCAUUGUGCAAAAUUUUGCAGUGUUCCCAGAGACCAUGACUGGGGCGGAAAGCACAUCUUUGGUGAUUGCUCGGGGCAUAUGCAUCCCCAAUGCAGAGGAAGUGGACGUGCCCAUCAAACUCUACUGCAACGGGGACGGGGAGUGGAUGGUGCCCAUCGGGCGCUGCACCUGUAAGCCUGGCUAUGAGCCUGAGAACAGCGUGGCCUGCAAGGCCUGCCCUGCUGGGAUGUUCAAGGCCAACCAGGAAGCUGAGGGCUGCUCCCACUGUCCCUCCAACAGCAGAUCCCCUUCAGAGGCAUCUCCCAUCUGCACCUGCCGGACUGGCUAUUACCGGGCUGAUUUUGACCCCCCAGAAGUGGCAUGCACUAGUGUGCCAUCAGGUCCCCGCAAUGUCAUAUCCAUCGUCAAUGAGACAUCCAUCAUUUUGGAGUGGCACCCUCCUCGGGAGACGGGUGGGCGGGAUGAUGUCACCUACAACAUCAUCUGUAAGAAGUGCCGGGCAGACCGCCGGAGCUGCUCCCGCUGCGAUGACAACGUAGAGUUCGUGCCCAGGCAGCUGGGCCUGACUGAGUGCCGUGUCUCCAUCAGCAGCCUGUGGGCCCACACCCCCUACACCUUUGACAUCCAGGCCGUCAAUGGGGUCUCCAGCAAAAGUCCCUUCCCCCCACAGCACGUCUCCGUCAACAUCACCACAAACCAAGCUGCCCCUUCCACUGUCCCCAUCAUGCACCAGGUCAGUGCCACCAUGAGGAGCAUCACCUUGUCAUGGCCGCAGCCGGAGCAGCCCAAUGGCAUCAUCCUGGACUAUGAGAUCCGGUACUAUGAGAAGGAACACAACGAGUUCAACUCCUCCAUGGCUAGGAGCCAGACCAACACUGCACGGAUCGAUGGCCUGCGGCCCGGCAUGGUGUACGUGGUCCAGGUGCGCGCCCGCACCGUGGCCGGCUAUGGCAAGUUCAGCGGCAAGAUGUGCUUCCAGACUCUGACGGAUGACGAUUACAAGUCUGAGCUGCGUGAGCAGCUGCCCCUGAUCGCUGGCUCGGCAGCAGCUGGGGUCGUGUUCGUCGUGUCCUUGGUGGCCAUCUCCAUCGUCUGCAGCAGGAAACGGGCUUACAGCAAAGAAGCUGUGUACAGUGAUAAGCUCCAGCAUUACAGCACAGGCCGAGGCUCCCCAGGGAUGAAGAUCUACAUUGACCCCUUCACUUAUGAGGACCCCAACGAAGCUGUCCGGGAGUUUGCCAAGGAGAUUGAUGUCUCUUUUGUGAAAAUCGAAGAGGUCAUCGGAGCAGGAGAGUUUGGAGAGGUGUACAAGGGGCGUUUGAAACUUCCAGGCAAGAGGGAAAUCAAUGUGGCCAUCAAGACACUGAAGGCUGGGUACUCGGAGAAGCAGCGACGGGACUUUCUGAGCGAGGCGAGCAUCAUGGGCCAGUUCGACCAUCCCAACAUCAUUCGCCUGGAGGGCGUGGUCACCAAGAGUCGGCCGGUCAUGAUCAUCACGGAGUUCAUGGAGAAUGGCGCUUUGGAUUCUUUCCUCAGGCAAAAUGAUGGACAGUUCACCGUGAUCCAGCUGGUAGGGAUGCUGAGGGGCAUUGCCGCCGGCAUGAAGUACCUGGCCGAGAUGAACUACGUGCACCGGGAUCUGGCUGCGAGGAACAUUCUGGUCAACAGUAACCUGGUGUGCAAGGUGUCUGACUUUGGCCUUUCCCGCUACCUCCAGGACGACACCUCAGACCCCACCUACACCAGCUCCUUGGGAGGCAAGAUCCCCGUGAGAUGGACAGCUCCAGAGGCCAUCGCCUACCGCAAGUUCACGUCUGCCAGCGACGUCUGGAGCUACGGGAUUGUCAUGUGGGAAGUCAUGUCGUUUGGAGAGAGACCCUAUUGGGAUAUGUCCAACCAAGAUGUCAUCAAUGCCAUUGAGCAGGACUACAGGCUGCCCCCACCCAUGGACUGCCCAGCUGCUCUACACCAGCUCAUGCUGGACUGCUGGCAAAAAGACCGCAACAGCCGGCCCCGAUUUGCAGAGAUUGUCAACACCCUGGACAAGAUGAUCCGGAACCCAGCAAGUCUCAAGACUGUGGCAACCAUCACCGCCGUGCCUUCCCAGCCCCUGCUCGACCGUUCCAUCCCAGACUUCACUGCCUUUACCACCGUGGAUGACUGGCUCAGUGCCAUCAAAAUGGUCCAGUACAGGGACAGCUUCCUCACCGCCGGCUUCACCUCCCUCCAGCUGGUCACCCAGAUGACGUCGGAAGACCUCCUGAGAAUAGGCGUCACCUUGGCAGGUCAUCAGAAGAAGAUCCUGAACAGCAUCCUGUCUAUGAGGGUCCAGAUGAGUCAAUCACCAACGGCAAUGGCAUGA
Molecule: messenger RNA, 2919 nt
Organism: Lagenorhynchus albirostris (white-beaked dolphin)
Lineage: Eukaryota; Metazoa; Chordata; Mammalia; Artiodactyla; Delphinidae
Gene: EPHB1
Product: EPH receptor B1
Exons: 16
Coding region: 1-2919 (972 amino acids)
Biological process (GO): axon guidance; protein phosphorylation; cell surface receptor protein tyrosine kinase signaling pathway
Cellular component (GO): plasma membrane; neuron projection
Molecular function (GO): ATP binding; protein binding; transmembrane-ephrin receptor activity
Source: RefSeq, a predicted model, not a curated record